AUGCACAACCCCAUCCACCCUCACACCCACAAAACAACCCUAAUAUUCCUCCACGGCACCUCGCAGACCGGGCCCGAACUCGCUUCUAUCUUAUUAUCCUUCCCUAUCCCUCCACCUUUAUUACCAAAUACGAGAUUUGUCUUCCCCACCGGUUCUCCGAAGAAAACUACGGUCUUUGCUGGACUGGAAACGAAUUCUUGGUUUGAUAUCCAUACGUUUGUUGAUAGGACUGUUGGGGAAACGGAGCAAAUACUUGGUCUUGCCGAAAGCAUAAAUUAUCUUUCAAGCUUAAUAAAUGAUGAGGUGGAAGAGCUGGUAAAAGCGGGAGUAAGGAGAGGGGAAGCCGGCGACAGGAUUGUGGUGGGAGGAUUUAGUUCCGGUGCUGCGUUGGCUGUCUUGGGGCUUUUGAGCGGCGAAUUGGAAAGAAGGGAGAGAAUAGGAGCGGUUGUGGCGUUGAGUGGAUGGUUGCCUUUCCGUGCUCAAAUCGACAAAGUCAUUGAAAAUCAUAAGGGAGUGAGGGAUGAGGAGAGGAUGCGGGCGGUGAGGAAGUAUGUGAGGCAACUGCUUUAUUUGAAUGAUGGAGCGCAAGGAGGUCAGAUGGAGGAAAUGAGAGAGGAAAAGGUGGAGAUUUUGAUUUGCCAUGGAAAGAAAGAUCUUAAAGUGAGGUAUGAGUGGGGAGUUGAGAUGACGGGUGCCCUGAAGAGGAUGGGGCAGAAGAUUGAGUGUAGGAAUUAUGAGGGGUUGGAGCAUUGGGUUUGUGGAGAGGAGAUUUUGGAUGUUGGGGCUUUUGUAGAGGGUAUUUGGGAAGGCGUUAAAUAA
This is a messenger RNA of Hyaloscypha bicolor E, 819 nucleotides long. RefSeq names its product alpha/beta-hydrolase. The coding region runs from base 1 to 819 and encodes 272 amino acids. Gene Ontology annotation, biological process: protein depalmitoylation. Lineage: Eukaryota; Fungi; Ascomycota; Leotiomycetes; Helotiales; Hyaloscyphaceae. Gene Ontology annotation, cellular component: cytoplasm. Gene Ontology annotation, molecular function: palmitoyl-(protein) hydrolase activity; carboxylic ester hydrolase activity. The transcript is spliced from 2 exons. The record is from RefSeq and is a predicted model, not a curated record.